Helianthus annuus (common sunflower) is the source of this 1514-nucleotide messenger RNA. RefSeq names its product proton pump-interactor 1-like. Lineage: Eukaryota; Viridiplantae; Streptophyta; Magnoliopsida; Asterales; Asteraceae. The record is from RefSeq and is a predicted model, not a curated record. The coding region runs from base 975 to 1448 and encodes 157 amino acids. The transcript has 7 exons.
UUCAUUUCAUUCGGCCGCUCUUGCAUUCUUCAAACCCUAAUCUUCUUCAUCUUCAACCCCCCAAAAGCACAAACCUGGUGAAAACCAAACCCCGCAAGACCAAAAUUCAAACACUCAUCUUCCUUCGUUCACCUUCUCACUCUCUCUCGCAAACAGGAAAGAGGACUCAAACCGUAUACACAAAUCUCAGAAAACCAGAUGAAGAUGGAGUGAGGAAGAUGAAGAUGACAUUACUUUGCAGAUCUAAGUCUUUUACAUUCAAAUCUUAUGGGUUUGCGUUCAGAUCUGACUGCUUCUACAGUUUCACGUUUCAUCUGACUGCUUCUACAGUCUGCUUUGUGGUAGCAGGUUUAUCUGGAUCUGGAUCUGGAUCUGGAUCUGAAUCGAUUUAAUUUAGGGUUUAUCUGGAUCUGGAUCUGAGUCUUUUUAGGGCUUUGCUGAAUCUUCUAUUAUGUGUUUUAGUAUUUGUUUAUUUACGGAACAUAAAUUAUUGCAGGCUUUUUAUUGAUAUUGUUGUUGAUUAUUUCAGUUGGUGAAGACAGAGAGUGUGGCUCUUCUUUUUUGUAUGGAGCCUUGCGAUAAUCUGGAUUUCUUGAAAGACAUGGUAUGGGAUCUGGGGUAUUGGUGUCCACUUAUUGAUAAUAUAUGUUUCUUGCAGUAGCUUUGUAAGCUUUAAGAUAUUAGGUAUAUCUUACAAUCAGAUCACCGGUGAAUCCCAUACAAUAUUGGGUCUCUCCAAGAUUAUUUGCUGAAUGAGGUGGUGACCCUUAUUUCUAAUCUGACUGAAGAGAAAAAUUAUGCUUGUAGAGUUGGAAGGAUAUAUUCGUCCUCGAUGUACAACCUUGACUAUUUUUAUUGAAUGCCAAGGUUUAUGUGGUUGAUUAAGGUCCAAGAGUCGCUCAAAUUGUAUUUUCAUUUUUCGAUGAUUGGUAAAACAGUCAAAUGGCUCAAGAGUCGCUCAAAUUAUUAAGAGCAUGCAAUACCGUAUUCAACAUGAAAGUAUUACUCUAAACGAGGAGAAACAAAUCAUCAGAGAAAUAAAACAACUUCAAGGGACGAGGGAUAAGGUUAUUGCAAACGCUGCUAUGAGGGCUGAAGUUCAAAAAUUUGUUGGUGAAAAAGAUGCCAUUCAAGACCAGGUCAAAUCUAUUGGCGUUGAUCUUGACGGGGUCCGCAAGGAUCAUCAAGCUAUCAAGGCCAAACUUAAGACACUCGAGACUGAAAAGGAGGCCAUAAACAAUGUGAUUGCUUCUUUAGAGGAGGAACUGUGUGUAGUGAUCGAGAAAAAGGAUAAGGUCUAUCACAAAAUUAGUGAGCUGAGGAAUAAACGUGAAGAAGAGAAUACUUGCUUUUACCAAAACCGCUCCCUCUUGAACGAUGCAAGAAGGCUGGCUGCAAGUAAGGACGUUAAUGCCCUUAUAGAGCUUUCAACCUCAGAGGUUUGUUAAACACUCCAGUUGUCUGAUUUCUAAAUUUUAUUAAUAUUGGGAAGCACAUUAAACGCUUAUAUUCGC